Messenger RNA from Neurospora tetrasperma FGSC 2508, 1509 nucleotides. RefSeq lists its product as uncharacterized. Gene Ontology annotation, cellular component: mitochondrion. The record is from RefSeq and is a predicted model, not a curated record. Lineage: Eukaryota; Fungi; Ascomycota; Sordariomycetes; Sordariales; Sordariaceae. Gene Ontology annotation, biological process: glycerophospholipid biosynthetic process. The transcript has 3 exons. Bases 1 to 1377 code for a protein of 458 amino acids.
AUGGCGACUUCACGCAUCCUGGGAAGUGCUUUCGCCCGACCAAACCUUAAUGCUUUAACAUCGUCGUUGCCCUUGCCCUCUCAAAUAUCCCGUCAUAUCUGUAGCGCGGCUUCCGGUUUACCGCGCGCAACGCAGAAGCAUACACGAACUGCCCAAUUUUCAUCCUUGAUAGGCAAGACUGGUGGCCUGAGCAGGAGUAACGGUCGAGAAGCUCGCACAUACAACACCAAGAGCACGCCGAGCGAGGCACCUCCAUUUGCCUUCGCCUUCGAUAUCGAUGGCGUCCUCCUUCACGUCGCGACGCCCAUCCCCGGCGCUCCCGAAGCCCUCAAGUUCCUGAACGACAACGACAUCCCUUUCAUUCUCCUCACCAACGGCGGUGGCAAGCACGAGACCGAACGAGUCAAAGACCUUAGCCAGAAGCUUGGUGUCGAGCUCACCACCGACAACUUUGUCCAAUCGCACACGCCGUUUCGCCAGCUCGUUGAAGGGCCCGACAGCCUGCGGGAGAAGACCAUCCUCGUGACAGGCGCCAAUGCGGAGAAGUGUCGACUCAUCGCCGAGGACUACGGCUUCCGCAACGUCGUCACGCCGGCCGACAUCCUCAAAGCUCACCCGGAGGUCUUCCCUUUCGACCCGCUCCUCGACACCGUCUAUACCGCUACUGCGCGCCCGCUGCCCAGGCCCAUCUUCACGCCCGGGUCCGGCAUGCGCCUGAGCGACGCGCUCAAGAUCGACGCUAUGUUCGUCUUCAACGACCCGCGCGACUGGGCCUACGACAUCCAGCUCAUCGUCGACCUGCUCCUCUCGCAGGAAGGUUACGUGGGCACGUACUCGCCCAAGAAUGGCGACGCCGCUCUACCCUCGUGUGGCUGGCAGCAAGACGGGCAGCCGCCGCUGUACUUUAGCAACGCGGACCUGCUCUGGAGUACGGGAUUCCACCUCCCGCGUUUCGGGCAGGGCGCGUUCCAGGCCGCCGUGGUGGGCGUCUGGCGGCGAUUGACGAACGGCCAUGAGCUGCAGCGGCGGGUGAUUGGCAAGCCGUACAGCGAAACAUAUCAGUUUGCUGAGAGGGUGCUGACGACCCAUAGGCACGAGGUACUGAGGCGCCGCGGCCACCAUGAGCCUGGCACGCUGAAGAGCGUGUAUAUGGUGGGUGAUAACCCGGAGAGCGACAUCGCGGGGGCGAAUGAUUUUCAAAGUGAGGCUGGAACGGAGUGGUGUUCGAUCUUGGUGCGGACGGGCGUGUGGAGCCCGGAGCAUGCGGGGGAGAAGGCACUCCAGGGGAGAUUCAAGCCAAAGGUCAUUGUGGAUGAUGCGCGGGAGGCGGUCAGGUGGGCUUUGAAGAGAGAGGGUUGGACUGGUCCGGCGUUGUAGGGCUACAAGAUGAGAGAGAAUGAUUUUGAUUCAAGUUCAGCGCAUUUCACGGCAUCUACAGCACUUCUACAACAUUUCAACCACGUAUAUACGUUUAUCUAGAAUCUACGAAAACCGAGAAGUUCCAAGCCC